This is a messenger RNA of Drosophila santomea, 1090 nucleotides long. It is a transcript of the gene Pex7, whose product is annotated as peroxisomal targeting signal 2 receptor. The record is from RefSeq and is a predicted model, not a curated record. NCBI's taxonomy places the organism in Eukaryota, Metazoa, Arthropoda, Insecta, Diptera, Drosophilidae. The coding region runs from base 37 to 1059 and encodes 340 amino acids. Gene Ontology annotation, cellular component: peroxisomal matrix; cytosol. Gene Ontology annotation, biological process: protein import into peroxisome matrix. Gene Ontology annotation, molecular function: protein binding. The transcript is spliced from 3 exons.
UUUCCCUUUUCUUUGCAGUUGAGAUCUUAAACCAAGAUGCAGACUCAGACACACACCACCGCAGAUCGACAUGGCUACAGCCUGCGCUUUUCGCCCUUCGAGGCUAACUACUUGCUGCUAGCUACAAGCCAACUGUACGGUCUUGCUGGAGGUGGUUCCCUCUUUCUGCUGGAACAGAACUCCAACGCCAACUCAUCCUCAGCCACAGAUGGCCAGAGUCUCGGAGAGCUGUGCCGCCUAGAGUGGUCCGAUGGAUUGUUCGACGUCGCCUGGUGUCCGUAUGCCGCCGAUAUCGCCGCCACUGCCUCCGGUGAUGGAUCACUCCAGAUCUGGUGCGGAUUGGACGGCGAAUCGGCGAGCAACCAGCAGACGCCGAAGCAACCGCUGAUCUGCCUGCAGGAGCACAAGAACGAGGUGUACAGCCUGGACUGGGGCGAGAAGUGGAACUAUCACACACUGCUCUCGGCCAGCUGGGAUUGCACACUGAAAUUGUGGGACUGCAACAGACAGAACUCCAUCACCACCUUUGUGGGCCACAACGAUCUGAUCUAUGGGGCCAAGUUCUCGCCCCUGAUCGCCAAUCUGUUUGCUAGCGUAAGUACCGAUGGACACCUUAACUUAUGGAACUCUCUUGACUUUGCAGGUAAACCCCUGAUGAGCAUCGAGGCGCAUGCGAGUGAGGCACUCUCCUGCGACUGGUCGCACUUCGAUCGCAAUGUCCUGGUCACCGGAGGAUCGGAUGGCCUGAUUCGUGGCUGGGAUCUGCGCAAGAUGAGGACCCACGUCUUUGAGCUGUACUCCGGAGAGUUUGCUGUCCGGCGAUUGGCCUGCUCACCGCACUCGGCGGCGGUUUUGGCAUCGGCCAAUUAUGAUUUUACCACAAGGAUCUGGAAUCUGGAGCGUGGCGAGUCCGCCCAGGAGAUCAAUGCUCGGCACACGGAGUUCGUGUGCGGGUUGGACUGGAAUCCACACAGGACCCACCAGUUGGCCGACUGUGGCUGGGACUCCUUGGCCAGCGUGUAUACCCCGCAGUGUCUGAGCGGCGAACUGAUCGUCUAGGUUUUGUACAGGGCAUGCCCACAACUGGAAA